CCCCGCCCUCCCUUUCCUCACUCCCACGAGUCCCAGUCCCAGUCCCAGUCCCAGUCCCGUCAGCUUCUCGCGCCAGUUCCUCAGACCUUGGCCACCCGACACCACCACCCAGGGUCAGGACCAAACAACAACCACCCUCCACCACCUGCACCUCAUCAACCACGACAUGCGAAACCUGUUGUCGUUUCGCCCUCGAUCUUUCUCUUCAUAACAACCAUCUAUCUCCUAACCGGUGGAUCUUCAACUUCGAUGACGACGUGUUGCUUCUCUCCGGUCUGAUCUGUUCCUGAACUCCGGUUUCCCCAGCACACUCGCCGCCACGUCGACCCUCACGCUCGCUCUGUUCUAUCACACGCCCUCUUGAAUCUGGAUGCUCUUGCAACUAUUACGCAAGGACCACCAAACCAGCAUCUGAAGCCAAUCUGAAGUCAUCAAACGAUCUUCGACGACAACUCAACCCCAUCUCGACCCAGCUCACACUCACUAACCCCACACUCGUUCCUGCAUCUCGAGUUGUGAGCUCCGGACAACCAAACCACGUGCCCCGCCUUUGUUCAUUCUGAUCCUAAAUACCUAUUCACCUGCUUUGUCCGGAUCAGAAUUCUCUCACCUCUGAUCUCAGCUAAUUAAUUCCAUCACACCUUCGCGAUGCGUCUCCCCUCCUAUGGCGCGGCGGCGCUGUCCGUGUUGCUUUCUCUAGGAUCUCUGGGCUCGGCUGAACGUGUCUUCCAGUCUUCCUCUCUGGAAAUCUGUCAGGACAACUCUACCAUCUCUGCCACUCUCUUCAACGUUGCUUUCACACCGGGGAACAGAUCCGCAUCACUAACCUUCGACGGCCAGUCGACAUAUGAAGGUAAUGUGACAUUUAAUGUCACAGCCUCCGCCUAUGGUUAUACUUUCCUCAGAACAAACUUGGAUCCUUGUACAUUCUCAGGUCUGGAAACGCUCUGCCCGUUACAACACAUUGAUAUCGGCUUCUAUGAGACCUUUGAAAAUAUCUCAACCGAUACCAUCGGAAACAUCCCCGGGAUUGCUUAUACUAUUCCGGAUCUGGAUGCCGUCGUAGAGAUCAACAUGUAUGCCCGGGGCGACAGUCAGAUUGAAUCGCAUCGACUAGGCUGUGUCCGUCUUCGUCUUUCCAAUGGCAAGACAGUCAACCAAACCGCAGUGAAGUGGGCAACAGCAGCGAUUGCGAUUAUUGGACUUUUAGCAUCAGCCAUUGUUUCUGGACUUGGCCAUACCAACACUGCUGCCCACGUCUCUUUGUACGCAACAGCACUAUUCAGCUAUUUCCAGAACAUCGCUAUCAUCGGCCUCUGCGCAGUCCCCCUCCCACCUAUUGUCAUCUCCUGGACUCAGGAUUUCGUUUGGUCGGUAGGAAUCAUCAGGGUCGGAUUUCUCCAAAAGUUUGCUACUUGGUAUCAACGAGGUACUGGAGGUAAACCAACGAGCAUCCUCGUGACACUCGGAAGCAAAUCGGUGCAAGUUGCCAAGCGUGGUCUGGAUAACUAUGGUGGGAAAGCCAUCGUCGCGGCAGGACAUGCCAUCUAUCGACGAACCCAAACCGUUGUCACCAAUGCUGGUGGGGCCUAUGUUGUAACUGGUCUCCAGCGGGCAGCCUUCCUCGCGCCAAUGGAGCCGACCAACCUCUAUGUCACAUGCGUGACUUUCUACUUCAUCUUCUGCUUCUUCACACUUCUCGUCAUCUUCCUCUUCAAGGUACUUUGCGACGUAGCUAUCCGAGCAAGGUGGAUGGAGAGCCAAAACAACCGCUUCCAGGACUUCCACGACAACUGGCGAAUCAUGUUGAAGGGCACAAUGUUCCGUCUCAUUCUCAUCGGUUACGCACCCAUGAUGAUCCUAUCGCUCUGGGAAUUCACACAAGUCGACUCCCCAGCCGAGGUCUUUAUGGCAGUCAUUUUCUUUGUCGGCAUGAAUGGUGCUCUCUAUCUCGCCGCCUUCCACGUCAUGACCAUCGCUCAUCGCUCAGGACACAAGCAUCAAACACCCGCCUAUCUCUUGUACACAAACGCCACCACCCUCAAGAAAUGGGGUUUCCUUUUUAUUCAAUUCCGCGCCUCGGCCUACUGGUACAUCGCGCCGACUCUUUUCUACAUCCUUUUGAAAUCCUUCUUCGUCGGCCUGUCUCAGAAAUCCGGCCUCGCUCAAGCUAUUGCUCUCUUGAUCAUCGAAGCUGCAGCUCUCAUUGGCGUCUCCGUCAUCCGACCUUAUAUGGACAAAACAUCCAACAGCAUGCACAUCGCCAUCUGCGUUGUGCAAUUCCUCAACGCUGUCUUCCUCCUCAUCUUCACCGAUGUUUUCGAUGGCCCAGGUCUCCUCAUCGGUGUCUGCGGCGUAAUUUUCUUCUUCCUCAAUGUCAUCUUUGUCUUCAUCCUUCUGAUCAUCGUCCUCGUCGCCUCCACUCUCUCUGUCAUCCGCAAAGACCCCGAGACAAGAUAUCAGCCUAUGGGCGAUAACCGCGGUUCCUUCAUCAAGUCUCAGACGACUCUCACGGCCGAACUCGACAUGCUUGCUGCUACGGCGAGAGAUGCUGGUGAUGGCGAGGGAGGUUAUUCCAAGGAGCAGAUGCAUGCUCGAGGCGCUAGCGCGAGUCCUGUCAGCCACAUUGGCACGGAUCACGGGAGCCAUUAUCGCGACCCCAGUCUCAGCCCUGUUAGUUUUGGAGGACAUGAAGAUCAACCUGGCUGGAGGCCACCGACGGCAACCCAUAGGUCCAUUACGCCACGUCCGAGUAUGGGAUCGGAGAGGUUGAGUGUAAGGAGCGGUAUCAGGCGGCCUCAGUAAACCACGCCAAGCUCGGAAUCGAUUGUACAGCUUGAUUUUUUGAGAUGUAGCGUUGCAUGAAGGUGGAAAGUAAAUCUAUAUAUAAAGUAAUAUGCGAGUAUGGUGCAUUUUUCAAGGAGUUUGGAGUGUGGGAGGUACUUUUUGGGUACAUGUUUCUGUGCCUUUGUGCCAGUCAGUCAUACAGACAAAAUUUUAGAAAUUCUUUGUGUAAUGAAUGAUCUUCGUUCUUCUGACUCUAUAUCACACUGGCUCUAGUUACUUGUUGUAUUCUUGAUUAUUGAUGGGUGGCCUUGGUUUCCGAUGACUUCUUGACCGGGUGUGAGAGAGCUUGUAAGAUGGAAAAGUCGCUGCCUUUCUGGACUGUAAUGUCUGACAGCUUGUGAACCCUUUCAGUGUCAACAGACAAGAAAUACGGACCUACGAAACCAUCGUUCAGAAUUCUACGAUCCAAGCAACAGUUCAGACUGUCCGUUCUCCCAAUGUCUCCAUGCUGCGACUUCCAGCCAAUCUGGAUUCGUUACCAGUGUCAAGCUCUCGACGCGACUCGAACGCGGAUCUAUCCAGCGAGAUAAGCCAGGAAACAUUGCUGUGCAUGUAUUCUAGGACAGAUACCAAGCUUGAAGACUUGUGGGUCUCCAGAGAUCCUCAAGUCCGUACUGCACUUACUUUUGGUCCCUGCUGAGCAUGCCUUUCCCAAACCCCAUGAUCUUCUCUUACAAUCACGCUUCUCCAGGACAUGCCUUAGCAAACAAUACUUCAUUAUGCAGAGGGAAUUGCGGAAGACUUCGAGUCCAGAGGGCAAGCAACAAAUUAUAAUCUGAUCUAAUGUGCGCAGAGCGAAAUAUGUUACAUUUGAAGCACGCAAAUAGCAAACAGCAAAGUAACUAGGCUUUUGUUCUAGCCUUGCCCACAAUUUCCUCUUCCCAAAGUACACACUGAUAAAAUUGAAAGUGAAAUUGAAAGAGGGGCAGAGGUGCAAACAGAAACGAGAAGGAAUCGAACAAUAAACUUGAAAGCCGUCUACAAAGCCAGCUAGAUAGAUUUCUUUUCUUAUCACAUUCGUGACGAUGUUUGACCUUCU
Molecule: messenger RNA, 3886 nt
Organism: Cadophora gregata
Lineage: Eukaryota; Fungi; Ascomycota; Leotiomycetes; Helotiales; Ploettnerulaceae
Exons: 1
Coding region: 649-2805 (718 amino acids)
Biological process (GO): transmembrane transport; fungal-type cell wall biogenesis
Source: RefSeq, a predicted model, not a curated record